AUGGUGACGCGGACCUCGGACAAUAGCGCAGUUCCAGUGCCUCGAGAUAACACACGCAAGCAAGUUGUCUCGAUUCUCGUCAUUCAAGGGCAUCCUCGCGACACCCAGGAGACUCGUACUACACAGUUAUGUGUCACCCGGCAGCUCUUCCAUUCGACAGACCUCGUCAGCCACACCUUCGAGCUGGCUGGUACGUGGCCGAAUUGGACCAUCAGGGAGUCAACGAACACGACACAUCCGAGCGAGGGUCCAAGUGUGGUCGGAUCUGUCGACAUCGCCACAAUAUCAUCAAACGCUCAGCAAGAGGAUGCGCUGCUGUCAAUCCUGCGAGCUAUGAACGUGAAUCCUGAAUGGGAUCAGCGCAACUGGUUCGACGAUGUGUUAAGAAGAUUGCGAGAGACGGUGCCAACGGAGUUCGCCGACGACAUGAUGGCCCCAUUCCUCGACUACACUGUCAGACUACUCGUCGACGCGCCAUUGGACUGA
This is a messenger RNA of Microdochium trichocladiopsis, 486 nucleotides long. RefSeq lists its product as uncharacterized. Lineage: Eukaryota; Fungi; Ascomycota; Sordariomycetes; Xylariales; Microdochiaceae. The transcript has a single exon. The record is from RefSeq and is a predicted model, not a curated record. Bases 1 to 486 code for a protein of 161 amino acids.